Messenger RNA from Hipposideros armiger (great roundleaf bat), 11503 nucleotides. RefSeq names its product dicer 1, ribonuclease III (gene DICER1). Gene Ontology annotation, cellular component: RISC-loading complex; cytoplasm; nucleus. Lineage: Eukaryota; Metazoa; Chordata; Mammalia; Chiroptera; Hipposideridae. The transcript is spliced from 26 exons. Gene Ontology annotation, biological process: apoptotic DNA fragmentation; pre-miRNA processing; siRNA processing. Gene Ontology annotation, molecular function: deoxyribonuclease I activity; ribonuclease III activity; RNA binding. Bases 1191 to 7184 code for a protein of 1997 amino acids. The record is from RefSeq and is a predicted model, not a curated record.
UCUCAGUUGUUCAUUUAUUAGAAGUUUACUCGCUGGAGGUUAUUUUUCGUUUUAAUAGUGUGUGUGUGUUGGGGGUAGCAAUUACAGCACCUACCUCACAGGGGUCCACAUAAAGAUCACAAGCUUACUUACACCAGCCUGUCCAAUAGUAAUAUAAUGCAAACCACAUGAAACAUUAAAAUUCAUCCAGCACUCACAUUUAAAAAAAUAAAAAGAAACAAAUGAAACUAAUAUUUACUCCAAUAUAUCAAAAAUAUUACCACUUCAACAUGCAACCAAUAAAUUAGUAGAUGUUUUACAUUCUUUUCUGGUAAAGAAGACCUACAUCUGCGGUCGACUAGCACAUCUCAAUUGAGAAGGGCCAUAUUUUAAGGGCUCAAUAGCUACACAGGGCUGGUGGCCGCUGUGUUGAACAGCGCAGCCCUAGACAGUGUCUAGCGCGUAGUAGGUGCUGAGAGCUAACUCUUGAGAGCAGAAGCAUGGUUGCUAUUGUCAUACCUCCUCUGGAAUAAACCUGUCCGGUGGGUCCUUUAGAAGAGAUGUCUACAUUUUGGCAUAAAUUAAUAGGGUUUUCUUUAAGCCAGCCACUUACUUGGCCUCCAUAUUUUUAAUUCACCGCUACAAGGUACGGUACAAGGUUGCAAUCUAUGCAAAUGACCAAUUUACAUAAGUGGAGCCCCUGUCCCCCAUCCCAGUAUCUGGUGGUCCCAGUUCCGGGUGUGCGGAAGGAGGUGGGGUCCGUGGUCUCCCCACAUGCGCUGGGCCCUGCACCACUGAUGCGGAGCAAAAGCAGGCGAGUGGGAAGGUCCUUUAAACAUGGGAGGGAAGUGGAAAACGGACGCUGAGCCCUCCAGAGAACAAUUACGGCCGUGGGGUAGGGCCACGUUUAGAGGGCGGUGGGUGCCAGAGAGGGCAACAAUGGAGGCGGGCAAAUUCCAAGAGCCGGGAGGUUCUGCCAAGUUAAGCGAGCGUCCGCAGCCUCGGCGCGCGGGGCCUCGGCGCGCGGGGCCGCGAGGGUCGCCGAGGCGCGGGGCCGCGGCGGUCGAACGCCGGGAUCCCGUCCAAGAGCUGGGCCGCAAACACCGCCUUGGCCUGCGCCGCCGCGUCCGCUGUCUCCUGGCUCCUGAGUGGCUAGGGGGCCGGGAUUAACCUUUCACCGCCGCGCUCUGUCCAAUCACAGGCUCCCUCUCAUGCCGGUGCGGGACGAGCGGAGAGUGGGGGCGCGGAGGGGGCGGCGCGGGCGCCGGUGGGAUUCUGCAAGCCGCGGUGCGCCGUUGCCGCGGGCCGUGCGAGGGCUGCGGGCGAGCCGGGCGCUGCGCAGUCUCCGCAGGCGCCGGCGGGAGGGGUCGAGGCGGAGGCGCGGCGCGGCGCAGGCUGCUCUAGGCCCAGGUGAAUGGAGUAACCUGACAGCGGGGACGAGGCGACGGCGAGCGGGAGGAAAUGGCGGCGGCGGCGGCGGCGCCGGGCGGCACCGGGAGGCCUGGGCUGUGACGCGCGCGCCGGAACGGGGUCCGAUGGUUCUCGAAGGCCCGCGGCGCCCCGUCCUGCAGGUCGAACUGCUUGAAGCAGCUCUGGAUCAUAAUACCAUAGUCUGUUUGAACACUGGCUCAGGGAAGACGUUUAUUGCAGUACUACUCACUAAAGAGCUGUCCUAUCAGAUCAGGGGAGACUUCAGCACGCAUGGAAAGAGGACGGUGUUCUUGGUCAACUCUGCAAACCAGGUUGCUCAACAAGUGUCAGCUGUCAGAACUCAUUCAGAUCUCAAGGUUGGGGAAUACUCAAACCUAGAAGUAAAUGCAUCUUGGACAAAAGAGAAAUGGAACCAAGAGUUUGCUAAGCACCAGGUUCUCGUUAUGACUUGCUUUGUCGCCUUGAAUGUUUUGAAAAAUGGUUACUUAUCACUGUCAGACAUUAACCUUUUGGUGUUUGAUGAGUGUCACCUUGCAAUCCUAGACCACCCCUACCGAGAAAUUAUGAAGCUCUGUGAAAGCUGUCCAUCAUGCCCUCGUAUUUUGGGACUAACUGCUUCCAUUUUAAACGGAAAAUGUGAUCCAGAGGAAUUGGAAGAGAAGAUUCAGAAACUGGAGAAGAUUCUUAAGAGUAAUGCUGAAACUGCAACUGACUUGGUGGUCUUAGACAGAUACACUUCUCAGCCAUGUGAGAUUGUGGUAGACUGUGGACCAUUUACGGACAGAAGUGGGCUUUAUGAAAGACUGCUGAUGGAAUUAGAAGAAGCACUUAAUUUUAUCAAUGACUGUAACAUAUCUGUACAUUCGAAAGAAAGAGAUUCUACUUUAAUUUCUAAACAGAUACUGUCAGACUGUCGUGCGGUGUUGGUGGUUCUGGGCCCCUGGUGUGCAGAUAAAGUAGCUGGGAUGAUGGUAAGAGAACUGCAGAAGUACAUCAAACACGAACAAGAGGAGCUGCACAGGAAAUUUCUAUUGUUUACAGACACUUUCCUACGGAAAAUACAUGCACUAUGUGAAGAGCACUUCUCACCUGCCUCUCUUGACCUGAAAUUUGUAACUCCUAAAGUCAUCAAACUGCUGGAAAUCUUACGCAAAUACAAACCAUAUGAGCGACAGCAGUUUGAAAGCGUUGAGUGGUACAAUAACAGGAAUCAGGAUAAUUACGUGUCUUGGAGUGAUUCUGAGGAUGAUGAUGAGGAUGAAGAAAUUGAAGAAAAGGAGAAGCCAGAGACGAAUUUUCCUUCUCCGUUUACCAAUAUUUUAUGCGGAAUUAUUUUUGUGGAAAGAAGAUACACAGCAGUUGUCUUAAACAGAUUGAUAAAGGAAGCGGGCAAACAAGAUCCAGAGCUGGCUUACAUCAGCAGCAAUUUCAUAACUGGACACGGCAUCGGAAAGAACCAGCCUCGUAACAAGCAGAUGGAAGCAGAGUUCAGAAAACAGGAGGAGGUACUGAGGAAAUUUCGAGCACAUGAGACCAACCUGCUUAUUGCAACAAGUAUUGUGGAAGAAGGUGUUGAUAUUCCAAAGUGCAACUUGGUGGUUCGCUUUGAUUUGCCCACAGAGUAUCGAUCUUACGUUCAAUCUAAGGGCAGAGCAAGGGCACCGAUCUCUAACUAUAUAAUGUUAGCAGAUACAGACAAAAUAAAAAGUUUUGAAGAAGACCUUAAAACAUACAAAGCUAUCGAAAAGAUCUUGAGAAACAAAUGUUCCAAAUCAGUUGAUACUGGUGAGACUGACGUUGAGCCUGUUGUGGACGAUGAUGACAUUUUCCCACCGUACGUGUUGAGGCCCGAUGAUGGUGGUCCACGAGUCACAAUCAACACGGCCAUCGGACACAUCAAUAGAUACUGUGCUAGAUUACCAAGUGAUCCGUUUACUCAUCUAGCUCCUAAAUGUAGAACCCGAGAGUUGCCUGAUGGUACAUUUUAUUCAACUCUUUAUCUGCCAAUUAACUCACCUCUUCGAGCCUCCAUUGUUGGUCCACCAAUGAGCUGUAUACGACUGGCUGAAAGAGUUGUAGCUCUUAUUUGCUGUGAAAAACUGCACAAAAUUGGUGAACUGGAUGACCAUUUGAUGCCAGUCGGGAAAGAAACCGUGAAAUAUGAAGAAGAGCUUGACUUACAUGACGAAGAAGAGACCAGUGUGCCAGGCAGACCGGGCUCCACAAAACGAAGGCAGUGCUACCCCAAAGCAAUUCCAGAAUGUCUGAGGGAUAGCUAUCCCAAACCUGAUCAGCCCUGUUACCUGUAUGUGAUAGGAAUGGUUCUAACGACACCGUUACCUGAUGAACUGAACUUCAGAAGGCGGAAACUUUAUCCCCCUGAGGAUACCACGAGAUGCUUUGGAAUACUGACAGCCAAACCCAUACCUCAGAUCCCGCACUUCCCUGUGUACACGCGCUCGGGAGAGGUUACCAUCUCUAUUGAGCUGAAGAAGUCUGGCUUCACAUUGUCUCUGCAAAUGCUCGAGUUGAUUACAAGACUUCACCAGUAUAUAUUCUCACAUAUUCUUCGCCUUGAAAAACCUGCACUAGAAUUUAAACCCACAGACGCUGACUCAGCAUACUGUGUUCUACCUCUGAAUGUUGUUAAUGACUCCAGCACUUUGGACAUUGACUUUAAAUUCAUGGAAGACAUUGAAAAAUCUGAAGCUCGCAUAGGCAUUCCCAGUACAAAGUAUUCAAAAGAAACACCCUUUGUUUUUCAAUUGGAAGAUUACCAGGAUGCAGUUAUCAUUCCAAGGUAUCGAAAUUUCGAUCAGCCUCAUAGAUUUUAUGUAGCUGAUGUGUACACUGAUCUUACCCCACUGAGUAAAUUUCCAUCCCCUGAGUAUGAAACUUUUGCAGAAUAUUAUAAAACGAAGUAUAACCUUGACCUGACCAAUCUCAACCAGCCGCUGCUGGAUGUGGACCACACAUCUUCAAGACUGAACCUUUUGACCCCUCGCCAUUUGAAUCAGAAGGGGAAAGCUCUUCCUUUAAGCAGUGCUGAAAAGAGGAAAGCCAAAUGGGAAAGUCUGCAGAACAAGCAGAUACUGGUUCCAGAGCUCUGUGCUAUCCACCCAAUCCCAGCGUCACUGUGGAGAAAAGCAGUCUGUCUCCCCAGCAUACUUUAUCGUCUUCACUGCCUUUUGACCGCGGAGGAGCUAAGAGCCCAGACGGCCAGCGAUGCUGGCGUGGGAGUCAGAGCCCUUCCUGUGGAUUUUAGAUACCCUAACUUAGACUUCGGAUGGAAAAAAUCUAUUGACAGCAAAUCUUUCAUCUCAGUUGCUAACUCCUUUUCAGCUGAAAAUGAUAAUUACUGUAAGCACAGCACAAUUGUAGUCCCUGAAAAUGCUGCACAUCAAGGUGCUACUAGAACCUCCUCUCGAGAAAACCAUGACCAAAUAUCUGUGACCUGCAGAACGUUAUUCAGUGAAUCACCCGGGAAGCUCCCAAUUGAAGUUUCAACAGAUCUGACAGCAAUUAAUGGUCUUUCUUACAAUAGAAACCUUGCCAAUGGCAGUUACGAUUUAGCUAACAGAGACUUUUGCCAAGGAAAUCAGCUGAAUUACUACAAGCAGGAAAUACCUGUACAACCAACUACCUCAUAUCCCAUCCAGAAUUUAUACAAUUAUGAGAACCAGCCCAAGCCCAGCGAUGAAUGUACUCUACUGAGUAAUAAAUACCUUGAUGGAAAUGCUAACAGAUCUACCUCAGAUGGAAGUCCCAUGGGGGCCGCUUUGCCUGGUACUACAGAAGCUGUUACGGCGCUCAAGGACAGGAUGGAUCCUGAGCAGAGCCCUUCUACUGGGUAUUCCUCGAGGACUCUCGGCCCAAAUCCUGGACUGAUUCUUCAGGCGUUGACCCUUUCCAAUGCCAGCGAUGGAUUUAACCUGGAGCGGCUUGAAAUGCUUGGUGACUCCUUUUUAAAGCAUGCCAUCACCACGUAUCUAUUUUGCACUUAUCCUGAUGCUCAUGAGGGCCGCCUUUCAUAUAUGAGAAGCAAAAAGGUCAGCAACUGUAACCUGUAUCGGCUUGGAAAAAAAAAGGGACUGCCCAGCCGCAUGGUGGUGUCAAUAUUUGAUCCUCCUGUGAAUUGGCUUCCUCCUGGUUAUGUAGUAAAUCAAGACAAAAGUAACACAGAUAAAUGGGAAAAAGAUGACAUGACAAAAGACUGCAUGUUGGCUAAUGGCAAGCUGGAGGACGACUUUGAGGAGGAGGAGGAGGAGGAGGAGGAGGAGGACCUGCUGUGGAGGGCUCCCAAGGAGGACCCCGACUACGAGGACGACUUCCUGGAGUACGACCAGGAGCACAUCAAGUUCAUAGACAACAUGCUCAUGGGGUCCGGAGCCUUCGUGAAGAAAAUCUCUCUCUCUCCUUUCUCAACCACUGAUUCUGCAUAUGAGUGGAAGAUGCCCAAAAAGGCCCCCUUAGGCAGCAUGCCCUUCUCGUCCGAGUUUGAGGACUUUGACUAUAGCUCUUGGGAUGCAAUGUGCUACCUGGAUCCUAGCAAAGCUGUGGAGGAGGAUGACUUCGUGGUGGGGUUCUGGAAUCCAUCAGAAGAGAACUGUGGUGUUGACACAGGGAAACAGUCCAUUUCGUAUGACUUGCACACCGAGCAGUGUAUUGCUGACAAAAGCAUAGCCGACUGUGUGGAAGCCCUGCUGGGCUGCUAUUUAACCAGCUGUGGCGAGAGGGCUGCUCAGCUUUUCCUCUGCUCGCUGGGGCUGAAGGUGCUCCCGGUAAUUAGAAGGACUGAUCGGGAAAAGGCCAUGUGCCCUCCGAGGGAGAAUUCCAGCAGCCAACAAAGGACCCUUUCAGGGAGCCGUGCUGCUGCCUCGGUAGCCAGCUCAUGCUCUCCUGUGGUUAAGGACUUGGAAUAUGGUUGUCUGAAGAUUCCACCGAGAUGUAUGUUUGAUCAUCCAGACGCAGAUAAAACACUGAAUCACCUGAUAUCGGGGUUUGAAAAUUUUGAAAAGAAAAUCAACUACAGAUUCAAGAAUAAGGCUUACCUUCUGCAGGCUUUUACACACGCCUCCUACCACUACAAUACUAUUACUGAUUGUUACCAGCGCUUAGAAUUCCUGGGGGAUGCGAUUUUGGACUACCUCAUCACCAAGCACCUUUACGAAGACCCGCGGCAGCACUCCCCGGGGGUCCUGACCGACCUGCGCUCCGCUCUGGUCAACAACACCAUCUUCGCGUCGCUGGCCGUGAAGUACGAAUACCACAAGUACUUCAAAGCGGUGUCCCCCGAGCUCUUCCACGUCAUCGACGACUUCGUGCAGUUCCAGCUGGAGAAGAACGAGAUGCAAGGAAUGGACUCCGAGCUUAGGAGGUCUGAGGAGGACGAAGAGAAAGAAGAGGACAUUGAAGUCCCAAAGGCCAUGGGGGAUAUUUUUGAGUCACUUGCUGGUGCCAUUUACAUGGAUAGUGGAAUGUCACUGGAGACGGUUUGGCAGGUGUACUAUCCUAUGAUGCGGCCGCUAAUAGAAAAAUUUUCUGCAAAUGUGCCCCGUUCCCCUGUGCGAGAAUUGCUUGAAAUGGAGCCAGAAACCGCCAAAUUUAGCCCAGCCGAGAGGACGUAUGAUGGCAAGGUCAGAGUCACCGUGGAAGUAGUAGGAAAGGGGAAAUUUAAAGGUGUUGGCCGAAGCUACAGGAUUGCCAAAUCAGCAGCAGCAAGGAGAGCCCUACGAAGCCUCAAAGCUAACCAACCUCAGGUUCCCAACAGCUGAAAACCCUUUUUAAAAUUUAAAAAAAAGCAGAAUUAAGGUGGAAAAUAUUUAAAUUGAAAAGGAUGAUUUAAAGUUGAUACUGAGCGAAAUGAAUUGAAGGCAGAAUUUAAAGUUUGAUAACAAGCUAGAUUACAGAAUAAAACAUUUAACAUAUGUAUAAAAAUUUUGGAACUAAUCGUAGUUUUAGUUUUUUGCGCAAACACAAUCUUGUCUUCUUUCCUCACUUCUGCUUUGUUUAAAUCACAAGAGUGCUUUAAUGAUGACAGCAAGUGUUCAAAAUAAUUAUUGAGUUUUUUGUUGGUUUGUUUGUUUUAGUUUAAUUUCUGUCACCUUUGCUUAGUGUUAGGAAGCCGCAGAGCUGAAACCUCACAGUCCCUAGAACUAUAUUAGAGCCCUCCUGCCAGUCCUCAUUUUCGUGCAGCCGUGCCAGUCCCACAUAACCGAUAAGCCGAGUAGAAUGAUGCGGUUUGCAAGAGGAGAGGUGUGCCAGUGUCGUCUUUUCUUUCCAUGUUCUAUUGUGUAAGAUGCGGUUCCCCGGUCGCUGUUGCACUUAACUGUAAGGGACAGGUUUCUAAAUAGCAUUGGCUGGCAUGUUGGUGAAUCAGAUUUUAGUGUUCUCAUGCCACAUAGUCUUGCAUAAAAAAGGUUCUUGCCUUAAAAGUAACACUCUCAUGAAUGGUCUUUAAUUUCUGAUCUUUUUGGAACAAACUGUUUUACAUUCCCUUUAUUUUAUUAUGCAUUAGAUGUUGAGACAGCGUGAUAUUUCCAACUCGUUAGUAUAGUUGUAACUUAACUUAUUACAGGAUAUUACAGUUUCUGUCAUAUAUGUACUGAAGACAUUUUAAAAACCAGAAUAUGUAGUCUGGAUUUUUUUUUAAAGCACCACAAUAAAAAUGAUCUUUGGCUAAAUACCCAAUUUUACUAAAAACCUCCCGUUAGGUAGUUCCACUGAUGGAAAUUGUUUGUGGCAAAUAGUUUUGCCCUGUAGGCUGUUUCUCUUACAAAAUAAACUUUAGACAUAUCACACCUAAAAUAUGCUGCAGAUUUUAUAAUUGAUUGGUGACUUAUUUAAAGAAGCAGAACCCAGCACCUUUACCCUUAGUCUUCUCACAUGACUUCUUACUGUACUUUUCACAGUGUUGCAUGCAGAUUUCACCUACCAAAGCUGUGCUGUUAAUGCCAUGAAAGUUUAACGUUUGCGAUAAACUGCCGUAAUUUUGAUACAUCUGUGAUUUAGCUCAUUAAUUUAGAUAAACUAGCUCAUUAUUUCCAUCUUUGGAAAAGAGAAAAAAAGAUAUUUUUAGGCAUUUGCCUAAGUUUCUUUAAUUAGACCCGUAGGCACUCUUCACUUAAAUACCUCAGUUCUUCUUUUCUUUUGCAUGCGUUUUUUUCCCCUGUUUGGUGCUAUGUUUAUGUAUUAUGCUUGAAAUUUUAAUUUUUUUUUUUGCACUGUACCUAUAAUACCUCUUAGUUUACCUUUAUAAAAGCUGUGGGUCGGUUUUGCACUCCCACCAACAUACCAGUAGAGGUUUGCUGCAAUUUGCCCUAUUAAUUAUGCUUGAAGUUUGAGAAAGCUGAGCAGAGGUGUCUAAUAUUUUCCAGCACAUCGUUCUGAACUUGAUGCUUCAUGUCAUGCUGCACUUAUGUUUAAAUUGCAGUUCAAUACUGUACUUCUCGCUUUAUCUGCAGCACCUGCCCCCAGGGAAACACCUCUGCACGUGUCAUACAAAAAACUGUCAGCUCCACUUGCUAAGGAGACCUGAGUGAAGGGCUGUUUAGCUUCUCCAACACUAUUUGUUGUCUCCAAACUUAAACUUAAAUUGAGAUCUAAGUUAUUAAAUGUUUUUGAGCAAAUUAAUUUGGGCGGACUUGUCUUUAAAAUACUGAAUUCUGAUUUGGAACCUUAGAUUUCUGUUUGUUUUUUUAAAAAACCUCAACGUAAGAUCUGGCAAGUUAAAACCAGGCAGUUCUUGAAUUCUAUAACUGUAAACGUGAACAAUGAACAAGUAAGGCUGGAUGUGAACUUUACUCGUGAGGGAGGUGAUUUGCAAUGACUUUGUGUCACAGAUCUCCUGAUAAUUUAUAAACUACCUGAUGCCAGGAGCUUAGGGCUUUGCAUUGUGUGCAGUGCACUAAUCCCAGUGUUAAGGGAUUCUCUCACCUCCUGGCACCGAAAUCAGUUUGUUUCACAGUUACAAUUCCCGUUGGGAGAAAAAUGCCUCAAUAUAUUUUGUAACCUUAAGAAGAGUAUUUUUUGUUAAUACUAAAAAGUUCAGACUUGGAUAUGUUUAGGUCAUACAUUCUCAGGGGUUCAAAUUUCCUGCUACCAUUCAAAAUGUUUUAUCAACAGCAAACUUUAGCUAUUUCAUACUUUUUUUUUUUUGGAGGGGGGGCUGGAGAAAAAUAGCUGAUUUUAAUUUGUGACUCACACUUUGAAGCAUUCUAUGAUCCCCUGGUUCCUACAUGAAAAAAUAAAAACUAUGAGCUAGACAUACGAAACAGUUCUGAACGCUGAUUUUUGUGCUGCUGAUUUUUAAUGCUGUAAAGUUUUCCCCAGUUUAGCUUGUUGAAAGAAAUGUUUUGCAUUCAUUAAUUAAGGAAACAAAAUCACUCUGUCACCCCACUUUCCAGCCGUGUGUGUCAUCCUUUUGUUGCUGUGAUUGCAAUGUGAGACCAAAUGUAAAAUGGACAACCUACUAGUGGGAGGUGUCGUGCGUUACGCAUGCGUGCGAAGGGAAGGGCUGGCGAAGCGGGUCUUGCAAAGCAGCUACAGCAAUUCCUUAUGAUUGUGCGGGAGUUAGGUGGCGUGAGCCUUCACUGUAAAUGUUUUUAAUUUCUCUUUAACACAUUUUUCAGCUGUCCUAACUAUGCUGCGUUUUGUAAUAGCUUUUGUUCCCCUCUCUCCUAUUCAUGUAGCACAGAUGACCAUUGCACUUGGUACCAUGCUUUACCUCAUUUCAAGGAAAAUAUGCUUAACUGAGAGGAAAAAAUGUGGUUUGGCCUCGCUGCUGUUUUGAUUUACCGAAUUUGAAAAAGAGAAUUAUAAUGCCUGCAAUGUGUCAUAUACUUGCACAACUUAAAUAGGUCAUUUUUGUCUGUGGCAUUUUUACUGUUUGUGAAAGUAUGACGAAGAUUUGUUAACUGAACUCUUAAUUAUGUUUUAAAAGUGUUUGUUACAUUUUUUUUUCUUCUUUCUUUUACGUGAUGUGAAGUGAUUACAUUUAGAAUGACCUCUAACACUCCUGUAAUUAUCUUUUUAAAAUACUAAUAUUUUUGUUUUCUUAAUAAUAGCUUGCCCUCAGAAAGGUUCAAGUUACCCUGCUAAACAGCAGGAGACUUGAGGCUACAUUGGUUUUGCUGGUUCAGUUCAUAAAUACAAUUAUUCACCUAGCCGUCAGCUCUUUGAGUCAUUACCUGAAAUCAGGCAGUGACUGCAGAGGACAGAGAAUCAUCAAAACCCAGACCUACCACAGUUCAGGCUUAAGGCCCAGACUUAAAACUUUAUAUCUUGCUCUGUUAGGAUAUCUAUCCCUUUAUACGAAAUUUAUGCCACCAAACAGACCUGGAUAUUUUUAUUUAAACGGCAUCUGAAAUAGGGUAAGACUCCUUAACCAGUUUGUUAUUCACGAAAGAGAACUUCAUGUCAUGUUUAGUUACCUGUAUGGUUAUUUUAAUUAACAUUUACAUAGGUCUAUUUUUUUCAACCACUGAUCAUUUUUCAGGAAUUUAAUUAUUUCCAAAUAAAUUUCUUUAUAUUGUACAUGAAAAGUUUUUAAGAUAUGUCGAAGACCAAGAAUAUUAAAAUGAUUUUAAAAGUUGUUGGAGACGCCAGUAGCAAUAUCUAGGGAAUUUGCAUUGAGACUAUUGUAUUUUCCACUAGCAGUGAAAAUGACCUUGCAAAACGAACUUGUAAAUAUAUUUUAAUCAUUAAUUGCUUUUUUUUUCCUAGUCCAUUUUUAUUUGGAUGUUAACCACAGACAAUUUCAAUUUUAUGGAUGCGUUUCGAGUUCACUGCAGCGGCAGGUUGCAGAACAAAAAUGCAAAGGUGAACAGGAAGUAAUGUUUCUGGCUUUUCUGCUGUAAAUAGAGUGAAGGAGGAUGACUAAAAUCAAGUAAAACUAACAUGUAAUUUGAUCGACAAUACAGUAUCUACCAUCACAUGCUGCAGCUGUUUUUAGGGAACACGAUGUAACUCAUGCACACAGUAAGCGCGCUACGGAAACUUGCGGUCUGCACCUAUGGGUCACAAUUAUACCUUUAGUCAUUUUUUUGUAAUAAUUGUAGCCAAGUAAAUCUCCAAUAAAGUUAUGGUCUGUUCA